Messenger RNA from Camellia sinensis, 2392 nucleotides. RefSeq lists its product as uncharacterized. Gene Ontology annotation, molecular function: cyclase activity. NCBI's taxonomy places the organism in Eukaryota, Viridiplantae, Streptophyta, Magnoliopsida, Ericales, Theaceae. The record is from RefSeq and is a predicted model, not a curated record. Gene Ontology annotation, biological process: sesquiterpene biosynthetic process.
GAGUGCUGUUCUCAUUAUAAUUUAAAAAUCAUAAAUAAAUUAAAAAAUAUUCAAAAAAAAGAAGAAGAGGAAGAAGAAGAGGAGAAAAGUAAAAGUAAGAAGCGUCAAACGAAGGCCAGUGUGUUCAAAAUUCAAAAAUCGCUUUUAUGUUUUUUUGUGUGUCGUUGAACGAUAGACGCAGCUUACUGAGAAACGCUCUGUUUUUGUUUCUUUGAAAUGCCAGAGGUUUUGAUGGGUUUCCAUGGAACUUUGGCAUUAGACAAUUCAUUAGGUUUGAGUUUUCUGUCAUUGCCUUGUAGGAAUUGCAUUCAACAAUUUGAGACAAUGACUUAAUGGGUUUUGGAGUUUUGGAUUAUUUGUAUCUGGGAAUUUUAGGAAACCAUAACUUCGACAACAACGGUAAGAUGGUUUCAGCUGGUAAUGUCGGAAGAUCAGCAGAGCUUUCGCGAGAAUUAUGGUCCAUUAAGGAGACACAUGAUGGUCAUAAUGCUAAUAAUCAGAUUUCUCUAUCUGCAUCAACAUCAAGGAAGGGUUUGCUAGGAGAGAGUGAUCCUCAGAGCGGACUUGUGGGUAUCAAAACAACUCUUCCCGGUAAAUUAAGGAUCCUAAAUUUUGGUUCUGCUGGUGGAUUGGCUUCUCCAUCGGGUAAAUUUCGACAGAUAGCCGAAGAAAGGGAUGAAAUCUCAAAAUCCGUGCCUUCUUCUACUGGCCAAGGUCUGCGAGAACGUUUCAAUGGUGUUUUUUCUCAGAAAAUUGAUUGGGCUUCCCUAUGGAAAACUGGCAAAGAAUGGAUAAAAAACCCUUUGAACAUGGCGCUUUUUUUAUGGAUAACUUGUGUUACUGUCUCGGGUGCAAUCCUCUUUUUGGUAAUGACAGGAAUGCUAGAUGGUGUUCUGCCAAAGAAAUCUCAAAGAAACACGUGGUUUGAGAUCAAUAAUCAAAUCAUCAACGCUCUCUUUACACUUAUGAGUUUGUACCAACACCCGAAGCGUUUCCACCAUCUUGUACUCUUGUGCAGAUGGAAGCCCAAGGAUAUCUCCCAGCUUAGAAGUAUAUACUGCAAGAAUGGCACUUACAAACCCAAUGAAUGGACCCACAUGACGGUUGUCAUUGUUCUUCUCCAUGUGAAUUGCUUUGCUCAAUAUGCUUUGUGUGGUCUUAACUUGGGAUAUAAACGAUCUGAACGCCCCGCUAUAGGAGUCGGUGUGUGCCUCUCUGUUGCAAUUGCAGCUCCAGCAAUUGCCGGUUUGUACUCCAUCCUUAGCCCCCUCGGAAGAGAGUAUGACUUGGAAGUUGAUGAAGAAGCUCAAGAUCAAGUUCUCACUGUUCGCAAUAGCUGGCCUAGUGUAAAGGUUAAGUCUAUGGAGAGGAGAUUCUCAUUUGCAUCAAGAAACAACCAGAGAAUUGUUGAGAACAAACCUGUUUGGAGAGGUGGGAUAUUCGAUAUCUGGGAAGAUAUUAAUCUAGCAUGUCUCUCUAUUUUCUGUAGUUUUUGUGUGUUUGGGUGGAAUAUGGAGAGACUUGGAUUUGGCAACAUGUAUGUUCAUAUCGCAACUUUCCUACUCUUUUGCACGGCUCCUUUCUGGAUAUUUAACUUAGCUGCCAUUAACAUUGAUAACGAGACUGUCAGGGAGGUUUUGGGGAUAACUGGAAUUGUGCUUUGUGUGUUUGGUGUACUCUACGGUGGCUUUUGGAGGAUCCAAAUGAGAAAGAGAUUCAACUUGCCUGCGAAUAACUUGUGUUGUGGAAAACCAGCAAUUGGUGAUUGUGCACACUGGUUGUUUUGUUGUUGUUGUUCUCUAGCUCAGGAAGUUCGAACUGCAGAUUUCUAUGAUAUUGUUGAAGAUAAAUUUUGCAGAAAGCAGAUGGGUGAGAAUGAGCCCCCAAUGUCCCCUUUGCCUCAUGAAAAUGGAUUGUAUCAAUUUACAUCUGAUCCAAGUUCUCCAUCUUGGAAUAGCCCGAGGCUGUACAAGUUUAAAGCAGAAGAUUCUCAUGGUCCGAGCAGAUUUUCAAGAAACAAAAGCGGAACAGAUAAAGAGCCUCCCGAGGAUAACAGUAUGAAGCCACCCAUUCCAUCAUUCAUUCAGAGAGAAGAUAUUAUCAGUUAGAAAACUUGAAGACGGUCAAAUGCGUUUGACCACUUUGAAGGAUACCAAGAGCCGUAGCGUUUUAUAGUGUGUGGUAAUAUAUGUAAUAUUAUAAAUCAUCUUUUUCCGCAUCUGUAUGCUUUUAUAUUCUUUGUAGUUUGUUACCUUGAUGGUUCCAUUUCUUCUAUUUGAUGCGAUUGUCCCGUAUUCAUUUUAGGUAAAUUCUUUUUAUCGACUGAACACUGUUGUACUCUAGUAUAGAUCAAUACCUAUUUAUAUAUAUAGUAUGCAUCUGAAUUUGAUCA